AUGGUAGAAGACCAAAAAUCAUCGUUUGAAAAGAGCUUUGUCGAUGAUAAUAUUCACGCUGCAAUACGUGAUGGUUUAACAUCGUUUCGUGAUGCAUUUCAUGUCACUUGUCGUUCAUCAGAUCAACCACAUAACCAGUGUGGUCAAUGUAAAGCAUGUAUUGUCGAUACUCAUAUUCAUGCAGCUAAAGAAUGGUGGCUACAAACAGGUGAUCUUAUGAAACGACGUUUUCUCCUUGCUUUAAUUAGUCGUCUUAAAGCAGAUAUACUCAAUCAUUUAUCGCAAAUUCUUAGACCAUUUGUCGAUGCAAAAGAUUAUACAUAUACAAGAAAUAAAUUUGAGACAAGUCGCCGGCCAUCAGCAGAUAAUUUAAAUAUGAUGGACGAUAGUGACCCAGUAAAAAGACAAGAGGAAGCCAUGAAACUUAUUGUAUGGUUUAAUCAUGAAGAUAAAUACUCUCAAGGUUCAUUUAUUUUGGCUGUACUUCAAUGGUGUGAAAGUUAUUUAAUUUUUACAAUAGCAUUGAAUAUAUUAUCUUUACAAGAUUUAGAUUCCGAAGAUGAAGAUCAUAAAAGCGAUCUCAAUAAUAAUAGCCGUUUAGGAAUUGCGUCUGUAUUAAGUAAUCCAUCAUCUCUAUCACUGAUACAACCUUCAAUGCCUAUUCUUAAACGACCAAAAACAACAACAUCUGCGUCAUCAAUGCGUCAAAAAAGUUCUGUAUCAUUUGCAUCUUCGACAGGAAAUCUUAUCGAUUCUGAUACGGAACAACCAGUAUCAGCGAAACGUCAUCCGAAAUACAAAGAUUAUAUAAGACAAUUACCGAUUUAUUUAGCUAAAUUAAUAUUAUGUAUGCUUGAUACAAAAUCACUUGAUAGAUGUAAACAUGUUUCGACUUAUUGGAAAAAGUUGGCUACAGAAGUUGAAGAUGAAGCAACAAUGACUAAAAUGCUCUACGAUGAUAUGAUGCUGUUGCAGAGUUCUGCUACUUUACAAUGUAAUCCGGUUUUUGCUCGUGAUACACUUGUGCCAGUUCCAGAUUUAUUUCGAAUAAAUGCAAACGAAAAGCCAUCACCGAGGAAAAGAGCUUUAACAGAUAAAAAUAUUUCAACGUGGAAUCAAAUUUAUGAAGUAAAUUCAAUUCCUACGCGUUUAGUCUUAAUGGAAGAGCGAAAUAUUUAUUGUGGACCUUACAAUGUACUCUUGCUUAAAGAUGAUCCGGAUCGUCGUCGUGUUGUACAUAUGAGUGGUGAAAAUAUUGUAGCUAUAACAUCACGUGAUGGCCGAGUUCGACUCAUUGAUAUGCAAUCAGCACAAGAACGACCCAUGGUUUUAGUUGGACAUGCUGCUUCUGUUCAUUGCAUUGUCGUACAGGAAGAGAAAAAACGUGUAUUUACGGGUAGUUAUGAUUUAACUGUUCGCUGUUGGAAUUUAGAAACAGGUCGUUGUAUUAAACUAUAUCAUGGACAUGAUCGUACAGUCACUUGUUUAGCUGUUUCAAUGGAUUUAAUUGCUGCUGGUGGCAAUGAUAAUCUUUGUUUGGUUUGGCGAUAUAAAUAUAAUCGACCGUGGAGAACAUAUAAACAUAAACAUCCUGUAUCAGCUGUGGCUAUUAGUGAUGAAACAACAUUAUCAGGUGACAUUCAAGGAAAAGUAAAAGUUUGGCAUAAUCCAACUGGAACACUGAUUAAAUCUGUUAAACAUCGUUUAGCAAUUACAAGUGUUAAACUUGAUAAAUGGCAUGUAGCAUCAUCGUCCCAUGAUUACUAUGCUAGUGUAUGGACAUCGCAAGGAGCAUUAAAUACACCUCUAUGUACAUUUCGUCAUCCGAAAGAAGUUUUGUGUAUGGAAUUUCUCUUUCUCCGGUUAUUAACUGGCUGUGGUGAUGGAAAGAUACGUAUUUGGAGUGUACUUAGUGGACUUUGUUUACGUGUUAUGCGUGGUAAUAGUGUGUCCGAUCCUGUCACUAGUCUAAUAGCAACAGCAAACAGAGUUCUUAUUAAUACAUUAAGUAGUUUGUUAUUAAUGAAUUUUGAAUCAAUUACAUACGAUUAUACGCUUGAAGAAGAUUCAGCACCAGCAGCUAUUGCUACUUCACCACCUUUAUUAUCAAUGUCAGUAAUCAAACGUAAACGUUCAAGUACGAAACAGAGAAAAAAAUUAGCAUUAAAAAUCAAUCAAAACAAUGAAAAAGUAGAAGAAAAACCAAAAGAAGUGAAAGUUUUAUUUGACAACGAAAAUAUUGGACUCGAUCUAACGUUAGAAGAAACCAAACAAUUAUUAAAACGACAAAUGCGUGGUGGCGCUGAUGAAAAGAGAAAAUUAUUACCAGAAGAAUUCCGUAUUAUUCAACAAUCUCCAUUUUAUAGAGCAGAUAAAAGUAAAGACGAUACCGUUUAUUCUGAACAUCGCCCAAUUCCAUUGAAACUGGCUGAUCGUCCACCUUCAUCACCAAGUCGGUUCGAUUUAAAAACACGAAUAUUUCGUUCACAAUCUCAAUAUCACAUGCGUUCAGCACAAGAAGUAACUCCUACACGUCCAAGAUCUCCAGUCAGCAUGUUUGAAAUAGUUCAUCGGCCACCAUCACAAAUCAAUAGUCGAUUGAAUAGACAAACUUCAGAGUUAUCAUCAACUUUUAAAUCGCCUUCUUUAAAAGAAGACAAUAAUUCACAGCAACAACAAAUCAAUCAACCGAAGCCACCAAGACCACAAACAGUUCCAACAACCUAUGAAGUUAAACGUGGUGGUAAAAUUUAUAAAGUUGUCGUUGGUUAUGUCAGUCCAUUUACAAGUCCAUUACAACGACAGGAAUUACAUUUAAAAACCGAUGGAGAAGUUGAUUUAGUCAUUCAAAAAAUAAAACAACAACAAGAACAACAACGAUUAAGUAAGCCGCAUGUAUGGCUCGGAUUACCACCUACAUCAACAUUAAAAUAA
Rotaria socialis is the source of this 2934-nucleotide messenger RNA. NCBI's taxonomy places the organism in Eukaryota, Metazoa, Rotifera, Eurotatoria, Philodinida, Philodinidae. The record is from the annotation of a GenBank genome assembly.